Messenger RNA from Cladocopium goreaui, 3516 nucleotides. The record is from the annotation of a GenBank genome assembly. NCBI's taxonomy places the organism in Eukaryota, Dinophyceae, Suessiales, Symbiodiniaceae.
AUGUACGGCGAGCUGCACUCCUCCCUGGAACACAAGGUCAAGACCUCCCAGCGGUUGCUGGACAAACUUCAGCAUCGAGCACAAUCAGUAGAGAACUCCCUUCAGCAUACGAGGCAGACAUUGAUGAAGUUAGAGGAUGCCUUGGUGGCCAAAGAUGCGCCACUCACCCUGUGCACUUGGCGAAUGGAGCAACGCGAGCGUCGGCCCUUGAAAGAGCAGGUCCGUGACGGCGUGGAGGUGUGCCUGGAGGUGGAGAAGGCCACAUUGAUCGAUGCUCAACGAAAGUUGAAGGAAUUUAUCAAGAAGACAAAAGCCACCAUCCAUGCGCUGGAGAGCAAAUUGGACGAGCUGCGCCAUGAUAUCCAACAGAAGACCCAGGCAUUGUCGGUGGACGAAUUAUGUCUCCGCACGACUUCACGUAGCCUGGAGACCGUGGCAGACCGUAAUGCCUACAUGGCAGCCCGUAGUGGCACCCCAAACAGCCGCAACUUGCCACCACCUUCCCAUGCGCGCCGGCGAACUCAAGGAGCACAGGCUGCCAGGCAUGAAGUCUCAGCACAUGAAAGCGCACGCAACGAGGUGGUGAGACAACAAGAGGCGUUGCGGCUUAACCAAUCGGCAGUUCACCGCGAGGAAGCGGCCAAGGAGCUGCGUGACGAGGCACAGAAGCUGAUCCAACGCACACAGCGGAGUGCAGAAGAGGCCACGAUGAAAUCCGACAAGUCCAUGAAAGAACGGGUGAAUGAAAACCAGCAUGUCAGGAGACGUUUGGAGACGGAACUGCGAGAAACUUGCCAUCAGAUUAACCUCACAAAGACUACAAUCCAUGACACAAAGACACAAAUCAGGUCCUUAGAAGAGCCUAUGGAGUUGACCUCCACAUGCGCAUCCUGGCGAAAGCAGCGCGCUGCCAAGGAGCACAUCCAAGAUCCAGUCACCACGACCUUGCAGGAGCAUCAGAUGACAUUGCUGAAAUGUCAUGAGGAUCUCCGUCAGCACCAUCAGAACGAGAAGAGCAUCCUUCAAGAGCUGCAGGAGAAGAAGGAGCAGCUCAAAGAGGACCUCCGUGACAAGACCUGCGCUCUACACAUCGAUUUGAACUGCCUCACACACGAGGCCACCUGCCUUAAUGGCAAGCCUAGCCCGGCCAUCAGUCGGCAACGGUUGCCGAAGGCUAUGAAGUUCGGCGUAACUGGGAAGGGUCGUGGCAGCAGCGCAGUGGAGAUGCUGAACGCUGGGCCUUUGAGACCUACAGUGGAGCGAAAGCCGAAGCAGUCAGAGGGUGUGAUGCCUGGAGAACCUGAAGGGAGGAGGACAGGGAUCAACCUCUGCCGUCGAUGGACUUAUGCGGAGAGGGCGACCCGAAUCCUCAAGUUGACCAACCUCUGCCGUCGAUGGAUUUAUACGGAGGGGAAGGUGCUGGCGGCCUUGCUGAAGAUUCUAUGCGCACAGCUUUUGAUGUUUGGCAUCGUCUCAUUGAAGUCGAUGUUGCACAUCGAGGGGGAGGAGUGGGGUUCCAGUUUUGAUUUUCCACAUGGUUUGGGUGAAGGCAUGGAUGCCGCUGAGGAGACUGAUGGCGACGCCGAUUCAGCAACCAUUUGGGCUUGCGGAGCUGUGCUGAUGGCCUUUGGGGCAAUCUACGUUGGGCAGUUAGCCGUGCGAACUAUGCAUUGCUGCCUGAGACGAUUGCAGGGGCCUUCACAAAGCUUUGAAGAGGAUAAUCGCCGAAGUUUUCACGGUGAAGCUGAAACUGAAGGAGGAGACCGGAUCAGAGUCAAGCGCGGCAAAGGCUCAUCUUCCUCUCAAAGGGGCUCUACGACUUUGAAUAUAACGAUACAGUCGGGCUCGCAGCAUGAUGAUGGCUUGGCGACUUCACCUUUGCCGAGCAGUUCUGCGGGCGAUCUAAUGAGUGGUACUGGCGCUGUAUGCUCCGCUACCACGCGUGGCUCUGGAACUAUGGGGCGCAAGUCUGGGGUGGCUGUGCAUGGUUCAUCGCAUGGUGAGCGUGCAGCCGGAUCUAUGUCCAGCUCUUGCCCUUCAACGUCGGGCUUGGCAAGCGCUGCUGAAGCUGCUGAAUCUUCGCCUUCAAGGUCGGGCUCUGCAGGUGCCGUAGGUGGACCCAACAUUCGUUCCAAACCCGGGGCAUGCGAUGAUCGUGCAGAUGCCAUUGACUGCUCGAUAGCUUGUCAAGGCCAUUCCAAAGAAGACAUGGAAGCAAAGCACGACGCGCUGUCUGCCCACACUUCACAUGUCAGGGAGGUGUAUUCCAAGAAGGACAUGAUUCGAGUGGAGCUCGCUGGGAGGAAAUCCUGCUCUGCUCUGCUCAGAGAGAUUGUGCAACAUCCGCUCUUCGAUAUUUUCUUUGCAACAGUGGUGACUACAAAUGCAGUUUUCGUCGGUCUUGAUGUGGAGAUGGGUAUCCAGGAUCCGACAUCACGGCCCAUUGGCAUGGAUAUCGCGCAGUACACAUUUACAGCGCUGUUCACCCUGGAACUUGGGCUUCGAUUUGCUGUUGGAGGCCUGUGCGGCAUGAUGUUCUCUGAAGAUUGCAUGUGGACUGUUCUGGACAUAGUUGUCGUGGCUUCUUCGAUUUGGGAGAUUGUGCUGCGCAUCAUCUUCACGAUCCAGGCUCAAGACUCAGGCGAUACCAGCAUCAGUGGCCUCUCCAGCCUCAAGGCUUUUCGCAUCAUUCGGCUGACGCGAAUCUUAAAGACGGCCCAGCUGGUAAGGAUAUUCCGAUUUGUCAUGGCCCUGAGGAAAAUUGUGCAAUCGGUGCUCCAUACCUUGAAACAUUUGCUGUGGGCAAUGCUGUUGCUUCUGCUGAUUGUUUAUGUUUUUGCUGUACUUUUUGUCCAAGCUGUGAAUGACUACGUGAUGGACAAUCAAUAUUUGCCGGAAAGAGAGAUGGCUGCCAGCAAAAUAUAUUUUGAUUCCUUGAUAGAGACAAUGUUGACAUUAUUUAUGAGCAUUGCAGGCGGAGUGAGCUGGGAGGAGCCCAUCAGCACUCUGAAGGAGAUCUCAGGUUGGUGGAUACUUGGCUCUGGCUAUGCUAUAGAGAGCGCGCAGAACGACCAUGCAAACGUGGUCCAAAACAUGCUUGACAACAAGGAGUCGCAUUUACAAAAAUUGCGAGAACUUUUCAGCAAACUGGGCGACGAGUCCAGUGGUGCUAUUACUUACGGGGUCUUCGAAGAAAAAAUCCAAUCUCCGGCUGUACGUGAUUAUUUCGAAACCUUGGGCCUCGAUGUUUGGGAUCCAUGGGCCUUCUUCAAGUUGUUAGAUGCUGACGGAGGAGGAAGUGUAGAGAUAGAAGAGUUUUUUCUGGGUUGCCUCCGAUUCAGUGGCCAAGCACGUGCCAUGGAUGUGGGAAAAAUUAUCCAGGACCAGUCCUGGAUGAUGAAGAAUCAAGGUAGAUUCCAAAGCUACAUGGAAGUGGAACUUGGCAAACUUCGGGAGGAUAUGGCGAGCUUUAUGGCAACGGGCCCUGGCCCGCCAGUCUCUACAGCCAUGAUUUGA